Molecule: messenger RNA, 1428 nt
Organism: Coniosporium apollinis CBS 100218
Lineage: Eukaryota; Fungi; Ascomycota; Dothideomycetes
Exons: 4
Coding region: 1-1428 (475 amino acids)
Biological process (GO): L-valine catabolic process
Cellular component (GO): mitochondrion
Molecular function (GO): 3-hydroxyisobutyryl-CoA hydrolase activity
Source: RefSeq, a predicted model, not a curated record
AUGCCUCUGCGAGCCAAAAUCCUCAAUUCUGCUGUCAGCGGGAACAGAAGUUACUCGAUGGAGAGCGAUCUAGUAAAACCGCAGCCAGGCGAUGAGGGGGACGAUGUGCUCUUCAGCUCGAUAUACGGCGUGCGGACCGUGGAGCUCAACCGGCCGAAGAAGCUCAAUUCUCUGAACGGAUCAAUGGCGCGGAAGAUCAUCGCACGGUUAAGAGAAUGGGAAAAGUCACAGCUCGCGAACGUGAUAGUCAUCAAAGGCGCCGGACGAGCCUUCUGCGCCGGCGGCGACGUAGCAGCGCUCGCAAAGUGGAACACCGAAGGCCCGGAAGGACAGCAGAAGUCGAAAGACUACUUUGCCCUCGAAUACAAGCUCGACCAUCUCAUCGCUACCUACUCGAAACCGUACGUUGCGUUCAUGGACGGCAUAACGAUGGGCGGCGGCGUUGGGCUGAGCACGCACGCACCGUUCCGGAUAGCGACUGAGAACACCGUUUUUGCCAUGCCCGAGACGACGAUCGGGUUCUUUCCGGAUGUGGGGGCGAGCUUCUUCCUGACGCGGAUGGACGGGAACAUGGGCACGUAUCUCGCCUUGACGAGCGAGCAGCUGAAAGGGGAGGACGUCUUCUACCACAACAUCGCCACCCACUUCAUCCACUCCUCCUCCCUCCCCGACCUCUCCGCCCGCCUCGCCGAGCUCAAAUUCAAAGACUACGACGACCUCCUCCACCGCUACCAGACCAUCAACUCGACAAUCGAAGAAUUCGUCACCGGCCUCUCUUCCCCGCGCCCCACCAUCUCAGGCGACCAACGCCUCGCAAUCGAUCAGAUAUUCAACCCGCACCGAGACAUCAAGGCCAUCCUCUCCGACCUCUCCAGCAUAACCGAGAAGCCGUAUGGCGCCGGCCUAGCCGACUGGGCCGCCAAGACCGCCCACACGAUGCAGCAGCGCUCGCCGACGAGUGUUCUUGUGGCGCUGAAGCAGAUGCGGGAUGGACGCGGGUGGGAUAUCGCGGAGACGUUCCGGCGCGAACACCUCAUCGCGAGCCGCUUCAUGGAACAUCCCGACUUUGUCGAGGGCGUCACGGCGCGGUUGGUGCGGCGGCAGAAGGAGCGGCCGAAUUGGCAGCCGGGCUCGUUCGAAGAGGUUACGGAGGACAUGGUCGAGGGGUUCUUCGCUGGGGAGCCUGAGUUGCAGCUGCUGAAGGAGCAGAGCGAGCGGAGCGCGUACCGGGAGUAUCCGCAUCAGAGGGUCGUCGGGUUGCCGACUGAGCAGGAGUUCGCGAACGCAUUGAGGGAGGGGACGUCGAGAGAGGGGAUGGGGCAGCUGUUUGCGCAGCAGACAAAUGCCAAGGUUGGCGUGCAGGAGAAGUUGGGGGAGUAUAUGGAAAGGAAGGAGAGGGCGAAGGAGUUGGGGAUCAAGGGGUACUAG